AUGAGAGAGAGAGAGGAGAGAGACAGCCCAGGCCGGCCUGCUUCCCCGCAGCCUUUUGGCCCAAGGCCCAGCUCCGGCGCCCUUACCCAAGCCUCCCUUCUCUCGAUUCCAUCUCCCUCCAGCGCCGCCAGGACCCCGAUCCCCUCGCCCUCCUGCUCGAUCCCCAACUCCCCUCUCGAUCCCGCGCGCCUCCCCCUCCUGCUGCCGGCUCCACCACCAGAUCAGGCCGGCCUCCACCGCCCUUGCCCGUCCCCAGCCGGACCUCUCCAGCAGGGCCUCGUCCCCACCUCCGGCGCGCCAAGCUCGCUGCCUCCCUGCCAUGGCCGCGUGGCGCCCGACCUCCUCCUCGCCGCCCUUGGUGCCGCGCCACCGGACCUCCCUGUCACCCUCGUCGACGACCAGCGCUGCCCCUGUAGCCUCCCCUCCUCCGCGUCGUCGCCUCCCCAUGGCGUCGUGCCCGGCCUCCCGCACCACUACCAUCUCCAGCCGCGGCCGGCUUGCUCCGCUCCGCUCCGCCGCCCUUGCUCCGUCCAGCAAGCGCGCCGCCACUGCCCUCCUCUGCUCCGCCUCUGUUGCGCCAAGGCACCCCGGCCAUCUCCUGCUCCUCGCUGGCCUUCGCUGUGCGCGCCGCCGCUUCCCUGCUUCAGGCCAAGGCCGACGCCGGCCACUUCUUCUAGCCGCGGCUCGGCCACGCACCAACAACCAGCAGCUCAAGCUGCCUCCAUGCUUCUCCGGUGA
Aegilops tauschii subsp. strangulata is the source of this 738-nucleotide messenger RNA. NCBI's taxonomy places the organism in Eukaryota, Viridiplantae, Streptophyta, Magnoliopsida, Poales, Poaceae. The record is from RefSeq and is a predicted model, not a curated record.